AUGUCUCACACAGCCAACCCACGCGCUCCCAAGCCCGACCCAUCCAACGCACCUCGCGAGACCACUGGACCCGUCGCCGCCGACUCGCUGGCGGCCGAGUCCCUCAAGGCAUCGGGCGGGUUCGCGGAGAACGAGGACGCGCACGCCCUGGGUGUCAAGGGCGCACAGUCGACGCUGAACACGACCGACACACAGGCCGCGACGGCCCUGCCUCCUGCUAGCAGUGGCGCCGCGCGCGAGAAGAAAGAGGCCCUCGCCGCUGGUGCCGACGAAAAGGGCACCACAGGCCUCAAGCUCGAUGCCCUUGGCCAGCCUGACUUUGACGGCACCCAUAGUCUGCUCGGGUAUUCUGGGGGACCGAGCGGUGGUGCUUCUGGGGGCUCUGGUGGUGCUGGUACUACGACUAGUGGAGCGAAUGUCAAGGCGGGCGAUUCGGAUUUCGGGGCCAGUGGUGUGUCCAGCGGUGGUGGUAGCGGACAGGUAGAUUCCAAUAUCAAAUCGACAGGUUCGGAUCUGUCUGGUGGAAGCGCCGGGGGCGCUGGAAAAUCAUCGUCAGGUCCAAAGGUGGUAUCGUCGACGUCGGCAACCAACACCGCGUCGUCAUCCACAGGCCCACCGGCCGGAUCUGGUGUGCGACCGCAUGUCGAUGGCGCCCCAACAUAUACUGGUGCAGUGACUGGCGACAUCCUGCCUGAGAGCACUUUCAAGCCCAAGGGUGAGAACUUGGAGGAUGCGGACAUGACGCAGAGUAUCCCACAGACCAAGACGUUCACGGGGAAUGUGGGCGGUGCCAAAGAUCCCGGUCGUCUUGCUGAGCGUGACUUUGAGGGUCGGAACAAUGAGCCAAACCCUGAGUUGAGACAAUCAGGUAAAGAAGAUGGAAAUCAGACGGGUAAUUCGCAGGGCCAGUAUGACGUCCUACAGAGUGAAAAGAUUUGA
Molecule: messenger RNA, 939 nt
Organism: Exophiala bonariae
Lineage: Eukaryota; Fungi; Ascomycota; Eurotiomycetes; Chaetothyriales; Herpotrichiellaceae
Exons: 1
Coding region: 1-939 (312 amino acids)
Source: RefSeq, a predicted model, not a curated record